Messenger RNA from Striga asiatica, 447 nucleotides. The record is from the annotation of a GenBank genome assembly. NCBI's taxonomy places the organism in Eukaryota, Viridiplantae, Streptophyta, Magnoliopsida, Lamiales, Orobanchaceae.
AUGUCUUCUUCUUCUCACUCACAAUCUUCUCAACCCAUCGUGUACUGCAAAUUCCUUGAAAGAACUACAAUCCGCACUUCGAAGAUGUUCUCAAAUCCUGGGAAGAAGUUCCACGGCUGUAAGAACUGGAAUAAUGGUGGUUGCACAUUCUUCAAAUGGUGUGAAAAUCAACCAACCACCCAAUCGCAAGUUUCGUCGGAUUCAAUCUUGGAAUUGGAGCGGAAGUUUUCUCUGACUGAAGAGCAAAAAACAUCAAUGGCGGAGCUUCAGAGGAAGAUGGUGGAGCUUCAGAGGAAGCUUGUGGUUCUUGAAGCAGAGUUGCAGUCCUUGAAGAAAGUGAACAAUGCUCAUUUAUCAUCUACUAUGAAGAAAUUAAGAUGUCUGAAAUUUAUUGUAGUUAUCACUUGGUUUAUCGCUUUUAUUGGUGUUGUAGUAAUGAGAUUGUGA